UACGUGGCGGGCGGGAGUACGGAAGCCGCUGGGAGAAGCUGCACUUACCGCUUCUCUGAGCAUCUCCCUGCUGCGUGGAGCUUCCGCUGGCACCAUGUUGAAGAAAUUCGACAAGAAGGACGAGGAGUCGGGUGGAGGCUCCAACCCCCUUCAGCACCUGGAGAAGAGUGCAGUACUCCAAGAGGCUCGGGUCUUUAACGAAACUCCUAUCAACCCUCGGAAAUGUGCCCACAUCCUCACCAAGAUCCUUUACCUCAUAAACCAGGGGGAGCACCUGGGGACCACAGAAGCAACCGAGGCUUUCUUCGCCAUGACGAAGCUCUUUCAGUCCAAUGAUCCCACACUCCGCCGCAUGUGCUACUUGACCAUCAAGGAGAUGUCCUGCAUUGCAGAGGAUGUCAUCAUUGUUACCAGCAGCCUGACAAAAGACAUGACCGGGAAGGAAGAUAAUUACCGUGGCCCUGCGGUGCGAGCCCUCUGCCAGAUCACUGACAGUACCAUGCUGCAGGCUGUUGAGCGCUACAUGAAACAAGCGAUUGUGGACAAGGUACCCAGCGUCUCCAGCUCUGCCCUCGUGUCUUCCCUGCAUCUGCUGAAAUGCAGCUUCGAUGUGGUCAAGCGUUGGGUGAAUGAGGCCCAGGAGGCAGCGUCCAGUGAUAACAUCAUGGUCCAGUACCACGCGCUAGGACUGCUGUACCAUGUGCGGAAGAAUGACCGCCUGGCUGUGAGUAAGAUGAUCAGUAAGUUCACCCGGCACGGCCUGAAGUCCCCCUUCGCCUACUGCAUGAUGAUCCGAGUGGCCAGCAAGCAACUGGAGGAAGAAGAUGGCAGCCGUGACAGCCCACUGUUUGACUUCAUCGAGAGCUGCCUGCGGAACAAGCAUGAAAUGGUCGUGUAUGAAGCCGCCUCAGCCAUCGUUAACCUGCCUGGCUGCAGUGCUAAAGAGCUGGCCCCUGCUGUAUCAGUUCUCCAGCUUUUCUGUAGCUCGCCCAAGGCCGCUCUCCGCUAUGCUGCUGUCCGCACACUCAAUAAGGUGGCCAUGAAGCACCCGUCGGCAGUGACUGCCUGCAAUCUGGAUCUGGAAAACCUGGUCACAGACUCCAACCGUAGCAUUGCCACAUUGGCCAUCACCACCCUCCUUAAGACCGGGAGUGAGAGCAGCAUUGACCGCCUGAUGAAGCAGAUUUCUUCCUUCAUGUCGGAGAUCUCAGAUGAGUUCAAGGUGGUGGUUGUCCAGGCCAUCAGUGCCCUGUGCCAGAAGUAUCCUCGCAAACAUGCCGUACUCAUGAACUUCCUGUUCACCAUGCUAAGGGAAGAGGGAGGCUUCGAGUACAAGCGCGCCAUUGUGGACUGCAUCAUCAGCAUCAUUGAGGAGAAUUCAGAGAGCAAGGAGACGGGACUGUCGCACCUGUGCGAGUUCAUUGAGGACUGCGAGUUCACUGUGUUGGCCACCCGGAUCCUGCAUUUGUUGGGCCAGGAGGGGCCCAAGACCAACAACCCCUCCAAGUACAUUCGUUUUAUCUAUAACCGUGUGGUCUUGGAACAUGAAGAGGUUCGGGCAGGUGCAGUGAGUGCUCUGGCCAAGUUUGGAGCCCAGAACGAAGAGAUGUUACCAAGCAUAUUGGUGUUGCUGAAGAGGUGUGUGAUGGACGACGACAACGAAGUGAGAGACAGAGCUACCUUCUAUUUGAAUGUUCUGGAGCAGAAGCAAAAGGCCCUCAACGCGGGUUACAUACUAAAUGGUCUCACUGUGUCUAUCCCUGGUCUGGAGAGAGCCCUGCAGCAGUAUACAUUAGAACCAUCAGAAAAGCCAUUUGACCUCAAGUCUGUGCCUCUGGCCACCACCCCUAUGGCAGAGCAGAGACCAGAAAGCACUGCCACCGCAACAGUCAAACAGCCAGAGAAAGUGGCAGCCACUCGGCAGGAGAUCUUCCAGGAGCAGUUAGCGGCGGUGCCUGAGUUCCAGGGGCUCGGGCCCCUCUUCAAGUCCUCACCCGAGCCAGUGGCCCUCACCGAAUCCGAGACCGAGUAUGUCAUCCGAUGCACCAAACACACCUUCUCUGACCACUUGGUGUUUCAGUUUGACUGCACAAACACCCUCAAUGACCAGACCCUGGAGAAUGUCACAGUGCAGAUGGAGCCCACCGAGGCAUAUGAAGUACUCUCCUAUGUCCCUGCCCGGAGUUUGCCCUACAAUCAGCCUGGGACCUGCUACACACUAGUGGCUCUGCCUAAGGAAGACCCUACAGCUGUGGCAUGCACGUUCAGCUGUGUGAUGAAGUUCACUGUUAAAGACUGUGACCCCAACACUGGAGAGAUUGAUGAAGAGGGCUACGAGGAUGAGUAUGUGCUGGAGGAUCUAGAAGUUACUGUGGCUGAUCACAUCCAGAAAGUCAUGAAAGUGAACUUUGAAGCAGCCUGGGAUGAGGUUGGGGAUGAGUUUGAGAAGGAGGAAACAUUCACCCUGUCUACCGUCAAGACACUUGAAGAGGCUGUGGGCAAUAUUGUGAAGUUCUUGGGCAUGCAUCCUUGUGAGAGGUCAGACAAAGUGCCGGAAAACAAGAACACUCACACGCUGCUGCUAGCUGGGGUCUUCCGGGGUGGUCAUGACAUCCUCGUGCGCUCCCGACUUCUGCUUCUGGACACAGUGACGAUGCAGGUGACAGCCAGAAGCUCAGAGGAACUGCCAGUAGACAUCAUCUUGGCUUCAGUGGGCUAAAGUCCGGCCUGUGUAGGCCCUACUCCUUUUUCCACCACUACAUUGAAGUAGCUUCUUUCCCGUCAAGCCAGUGGAAACCCUUUCCCACACCUCUGUAUUCAGAAACAAUCACGAAUCAAUACAGAUUUUUUUUUUUUUAAAUUCCAUCCUAUAACACAGGAAUGCUAGGGUAAAUUUUUUUCACCCUGCCUGCAAGGAGACAUCACAAAUGAAUAAAAUGUUCAGACUUUCUUGCAUAUUUAUCCCCAAAGAAACUGUCUUACCCUAUAUUAAGUCAGCAUGUAUUUCUUACAGCUGCAUCUGCAGGCUUGUGCUGAGGGCCUCCCCCCUCCUUGAGGCCUCCCUUCCCCAAGCGGAGUGUGUAGGUACCCGCUGGGGCUGUGUCAGUGCCAGGCUUAGGAUGGGGAUAAAGGCUAGCUGAGUGACAGCGCUAGCAGGCCCGAUGAGCCACUCAUCUUUGGGCAUUUGUAGAUGGGUAGUCUCCAGAGGGCUGGCGUCCUUCACCAGGGUGUUACCUGAGGAGCUCUGAACCGGGGUCUCUAGAGUGUCUGCUCUGGGUCAGUCUGUGAGUGGGAAGACCAGUCUCUUUUGGCUGGAGUGAAAAAAUCCUAGGGUAUGCCCCAAGGAUCAUGGACCUUAAACUGAAGUCGGGUGUUUUUAAACGAUUGGAAACAGCAGUAGAACUUUCUGAGUGGACCUCCUCUGGGGCCCACUGAGAUGGUGCAGCAGGUACAGGCACUUGCCAAGACUGACUGCCCAUGUGGUGAAGGAGAGAACCAUUUCCCAAAAGUAGUCCUUUGACCUCCUCAUGCGUAGCUUGUAUGUAGUAUGCCCAUACACAUACACGUGUGCAUGUUAGAACAUAGGCCUGCCCCUUUAGGCCGAAUCCCGUUACCUGAAGAGAUCAGGCUACACCUGAGCAUAGCUAAGAAGCUGUGCUGUGGCCUAACAGUAACUCGUGAUUUAUGGUGGUAGCUUUUCCUUGUGCUUGGUCUUGCCUGCUGUUUUGAACUAAAUCAUGUGAUGUGAAAUUUUCUGUCACCCUUAAAAGGUUUAGAGUCAGAUUUCUCAUUUGUUUGGAGGGAUUUGCUCAUGGAGGUUGCUGAAGGCUGCGCCCCUUCUUCUGCCCCCACCCUCCUUCAUCCCUCUGCCAGGGACGCUCUAGAGCAGCUGCUCUUGCCUGCUACCCCCCCUUCCCUCCUUUCUCCCUCCAGCCAUUAUGGAGGGCCUCUCCAGGCUUUAAAGGAAAGCCUUCCCUUUAAGGCCCGACAUGCUUAGACCUUCAUUCAUUAUUGUAUGUAUUCUUUCUGCUAAUACCCUCCCCUCCCACCCCUCUCGGCCUGAUCAUAGCCUGGAUGCCAUUUCAUUCUAAUAAACCUCACU
Molecule: messenger RNA, 4102 nt
Organism: Chionomys nivalis (European snow vole)
Lineage: Eukaryota; Metazoa; Chordata; Mammalia; Rodentia; Cricetidae
Gene: Copg1
Product: COPI coat complex subunit gamma 1
Exons: 24
Coding region: 95-2719 (874 amino acids)
Biological process (GO): organelle transport along microtubule; endoplasmic reticulum to Golgi vesicle-mediated transport; protein secretion
Cellular component (GO): endoplasmic reticulum-Golgi intermediate compartment; endoplasmic reticulum; Golgi membrane
Molecular function (GO): structural molecule activity
Source: RefSeq, a predicted model, not a curated record